This is a messenger RNA of Rhea pennata, 1917 nucleotides long. RefSeq names its product histidine rich glycoprotein (gene HRG). Gene Ontology annotation, cellular component: extracellular region; blood microparticle; endolysosome. Gene Ontology annotation, molecular function: serine-type endopeptidase inhibitor activity; zinc ion binding; heparin binding. Lineage: Eukaryota; Metazoa; Chordata; Aves; Rheiformes; Rheidae. The record is from RefSeq and is a predicted model, not a curated record. Bases 1 to 1917 code for a protein of 638 amino acids. The transcript has 7 exons. Gene Ontology annotation, biological process: regulation of platelet activation; heme transport; negative regulation of endopeptidase activity.
AUGCAGCUUUUAGCUUCAGCUCUUUUUCUAACACUACUGCAGUGCUCUACUGCCCAAAAUGAGUCAAGCAUUACACCUGCAGACUGUGAUACCAUUGAAACAGAUGCAGGAGUGGCCCUGGAUUUGGUCAACAGACAUCGGAGAGAUGGCUAUGUUUUUGGUUUAUUCCGUGUUGUUGAUGCCUAUGAGCAACAUACAGGAUAUUCAUCAAUCUUUUACUUAACUUUGGAUGUUCUGGAAACUGAAUGCUCAGUAUUAUCUGGAAGACAUUGGGAGUCUUGUAAAUACAGCGAUGCACAUUCCCUGGUCUUUGGGCAAUGUAAGAUUAUCACAUAUACAAGCCAGCUGCUGAAAAAAUCCCACCAACUAUAUGGAUUUAAUUGUACAGUAAGUCCAGUUCCUCCAGAUUUAUUAGAGUGCAAAGACUGUCCUGUAAAAGUUGAAGUCUUAGAAGUCACUGAGCAACACAAGGAUAUUGCUGCAAAGGCCUUGGAAAAAUAUAAUAAUGAAGGUAACCACACAAACUACUUCAACGUAGACAAAGUUGAAAAAAUUUUAAAGGUGACUGGCCCCAGUGAAGGUCACAUUUUAGGAUUCUCCAUAAAAGAGACCAAUUGUUCCAAAUCUGUACAACAUACAAAAAUGCAACUGGAAUGUGAUUUUCUAGAUGACUGGCACGCUCAAGUGGGAUUCUGCAAGGCGACAAUCAGUGUUACAGAAGAAUCUAAUGGAACUGAUAUAAACUGUGAGCUCUACCAUCCCUGGCAGCGGCACUACGGACAAAAAUGCAGAUAUCCACCUCUGGGUUGGCUACCAAGGCAUCCCCAUCAUCCUGCUGGUCACAGACAUCAUCACAGGCAUAGCCAUCCACCUCCUCCUCACUUCAUACCUGAAGACUCUGAGCAUCACUAUGAUUUCAGUGAAGAAAAUCAGGGCAGCCAUGAAGGACCUCCUCCUCCCUUACCGCAUGGUGGGCCACAUCACCACCCUCAUCUGCCACACCAUCAUUGUCCUCCUCCUCCCCAAGAGGAAACACAUCAUCCUCUUCCCACUCUUCCCAACGAUGGACCACACACUCCUCCUCCUCCCCAAGAGGAAACACAUUACCCCCCUCCUGCACUUCUUGAUGAUGAACCACAUACUCCUCCCCCCCAAGAGGAAACGCAUCACCUCUCUCCUCCUUCCCACAACGGACCACAAUGUCCUCAUCCUCCUCCCCACCAUCAUGGACAACAUCAUCCCCCUCCCCACCAUCAUGGACGACAUCGUCCCCCUCAUCCUCCCUGCCAUGGACCACACUGCCCUCCUCCUCCCCACCAUCAUGGACGACAUCAUCCCCCUCAUCCUCCCUGCCAUGGACCACACUGCCCUCCUCCUCCCCACCAUCAUGGACGACAUCAUCCCCCUCAUCCUCCCCACCAUGGACCACACUGCCCUCCUCCUCCCCACCAUCAUGGACCACAUCCUCCUCCUCCUCAUUUUCACCAUGGACCACACUGCCCUCCUCCUCCCCACCAUCAUGGACCACAUUAUCCCCCUCUUCCUCCUCCAGGACAUCCGUCUUAUCCCCAUCAUCACUAUUACAGACAUCACUGCAACAGGGCAAGCUCAUCAGGAAAGCACUUUCAAUUCCAAACAAUAGGAGCUGUCAAUCGCAUCCCAGUUCUAAAUCAGCAGGACUCCCUCAUAGUUCCCAUUGCAAACUUUCUUCAGCUGUCCCAAAGUGGCCAUGACUUCUCCAGCACUGGUGAGGGUACUCCCUUCACUAGCUCAAAUCUAGAGAAGAUACUAGGAACUCAUGAUUUUCCAUAUCACUCUUCACAAUCAAAAUCAUGCCCAGGAAAACCCAAACUUCAUCUGCCCCAAAUUUUGCCUUUAUUUCCACAUAAAUCUAUGUCAGAAAUUUUUCCUAAAUGA